AUGGCUCCCAUUGCGUUGACAACACUCGUACGUAGACGAAAUGAGCUGAAGCAACGUGUGACAAGCUUUCUCCAGUGGCUCGAAUCAGUGCGCGAAACUCCAGAUCUAGAUGAAGUUGAGGUAAAAACCGACAGCCUCAAAAAACACAUAGAGGCCCUACCCGACAUCCAUGAUAAAAUAAUGGAAAGGAUCUCUGAUGAAGAAAGUCCAGCACACCUAGAAGAGGUCAACAACAUCGAGUCUGGCUUUGAGAGAGGCUUAGCAUUAGCCCGAAAGUUAUUGCGGAAAGCUGCAGAAGCAGAACGAGCAUCAACAAGUGGUAGCACGCCUUUCCAAAAGCUAGACCACACUGAGACUGCCAAAGUAAACUUACCAACAUUCGACGGCAGCAUCGAGGAUUGGGCCGAAUUUAAGGAUAAAUUCGAGACGAUGAUCCAUUACAAUGAGCCAGUCGCUACCGUACACAAACUGCAAUAUUUACUCGCCAAUGUCACCGGUAAAGCGAAGAGAGCCGUAGCAUCUAUGGGAGGAUCAGAACGCAAUUAUGAGGAAGCGUGGAGUCUAUUAAAGAAUAAAUACGACAACCCGAGAAAAAAUAUCUUGAGACACAUCGUACUGUUAAAUUCCACCCCUAGCCUGCAUCGUGAUACCCCUGAAGCCCUGGAGGAUCUAGUUGACACCAUACGCCAACAUCUCAGUGCUUUGAAAAACCUUGGAGAACCCGUCGAUACUUGGGAUUCCUGGAUCAUUCAUUUGAUAUCAUGCAAGAUCAGUGCCCAGACCUUCCAUCAGUAG
Messenger RNA from Diachasmimorpha longicaudata, 795 nucleotides. RefSeq lists its product as uncharacterized. The record is from RefSeq and is a predicted model, not a curated record. The transcript is spliced from 2 exons. NCBI's taxonomy places the organism in Eukaryota, Metazoa, Arthropoda, Insecta, Hymenoptera, Braconidae. The coding region runs from base 1 to 795 and encodes 264 amino acids.